UUUUUUACACCCCUCUCUCUCUCUCUUUUUCUUACUAUUAAAAAAAAAACAAUUGAAAAAUGCCAACACCUCUUCCUAUUUAUGACAUUUCUGGAAAUAUGAUAACAACUCUUAAACCAACUAUUGACCAACCAACUUUAUUAUCAAAACAUCAUCAUCAUCUUAUUGGAACACCCGCAGCAAUGUGUCGAAUGAAUGCAAACAAAUUAGAAUCAGUUAUACGACAAUCACCUCUUGAAAUUACAUUUUACCGAAUGUCGGCAGCAGAUAUGAUUAGACAUCAAUAUUAUCCUCACGAAUUGAAUCAUCCUUCUUCACUUCCAAUUGAAGAUCAAUAUUCAUCUACUUCUUUUGAUUCAACUAAUUCUUCUAUUUCCGAUGUAUCACCACCUAUUGAUCACAAUAUUACUGGCAAAACAAAGAAACACUCUUAUAAUCGAUUAUUACGUGAAAUACGUCGUUUACGCUCUGAAAAUGCCGGUUUACGCAAUAGUGUCAAUAUUCUCAAAGAAGAUUUACGCCAUGAAAGAGAAUCUCGACAAAUCGCUGAACAAGUACAUAAGAAAUAUUUCGACGAUUCUAUCAACAAACAUACCCAAUUAGAACUUGAAAUAUUAGAUCAACAAGAUCAACUGACAGCUCUUCGAAACCAAUUAGUCAAGAAUAAUCAUAUCAAUACAAAUACUUCUAUCACCAGUUAUUACAACAAUUUAUCUUCUUCUUUGGAUGAUGAAGUGUGUCCUUUAUGGGGUUGUGAAGAUAUGGACUGCAAUAACGAACGAAAAUGUUAUGAUGAAAUCAACCAUGAUCAAAAUAAUCACGAUGAAGAGGACGAUGAAGAGGAUGAUCCUUCGGCUAUUGAAGAAGAAUUUGAAGAUUUGGCCAUUUCUUACUUACGACAAGCUUUGGUUUCCAACUUGACUAGCGCACGUGCCAAUCUGGAAUUCGACGACUUGAUGCUGAAAUAUGAUCCAUCACCUGAUAGGGUAUUGAAAACUUUGGCUGAUGCUUUUCUAGGCUGGAUUCGUGAUACCAUACACACCUCAACUCCUACAUCUUCUUCUAUUGAUAAUGACACCGAACUUGAUCAAGACAGAUCUCUAAGUGUUGCUAGGUUAAUGACUACUCAAAUUCAAGACGUGUUUAUACAUUUUUGGAAAGCCAUUUUAGAACGAUAUGUACACAACGACGAAGAUCAAUAUCAAUUCUUACAUCAAGCUGAACGCAUAUUAUUACGACUUCUUCAUCAAGGAACACAACCUGAUCAAACCUAUCAGGAAUCACAAUAUAUUGUACAAAAUUUCCAUCGUUUACUCGUGAUGCUUUACAAAUAUGAUAUCGUUGAUGGUGAUGCAGUGACAACUUGGUGGCAUACUUUACCUUCACCAGCAACUUUUGAAAACAAUAAUGAUCAUGAUUUAUUACAACUUGACCUUGUAGCCGACCAAUUACGAAAUGUGACACGCAAAUUUGUUGAAUGGGUAGAUGAUGAUGAUGACGAAGAAGAUGAUGAUGAUAACGAUAAUAAUCAACAACAUCAUUUUCAUUUUGACAGCCACGAUGAUGAUAUUGAUGAUGAUGACGAAAUUAAUAUAGACAAUGAUGAUGUGGAUGCCCAAUUUGGGAAUGAUCUUGGAUUAAAUGAAACAAGCAGCUUAUCAACCAACAGUUAUGCUAUAUCUUCGGCUUCAAUUCAUCCGGAAAAGAAGAAAUCAGUCACCAUUCAAGUGUAAAUAGCCCUUUUCCCUUUAAUUUUUUCCUUCCCUCCCCCUCCCUUUUUUUUUUUUU
Halteromyces radiatus is the source of this 1788-nucleotide messenger RNA. RefSeq lists its product as uncharacterized. Gene Ontology annotation, molecular function: guanyl-nucleotide exchange factor activity; translation initiation factor activity; translation initiation factor binding. Gene Ontology annotation, cellular component: eukaryotic translation initiation factor 2B complex. Bases 60 to 1733 code for a protein of 557 amino acids. NCBI's taxonomy places the organism in Eukaryota, Fungi, Mucoromycota, Mucoromycetes, Mucorales, Cunninghamellaceae. The transcript has 3 exons. The record is from RefSeq and is a predicted model, not a curated record.